Molecule: messenger RNA, 1530 nt
Organism: Punica granatum (pomegranate)
Lineage: Eukaryota; Viridiplantae; Streptophyta; Magnoliopsida; Myrtales; Lythraceae
Source: RefSeq, a predicted model, not a curated record
AUAUAACCUAUUGAUUAUGUGUAUGGUGCUGGGUCAUCCUUAACUUGGUAUACUUUGAUUUCUCCUGCCAUCUCUCUCAAGCGAUCUCAAACAAGCACAUCAUCAUGGCGUCCUCAGCUCGUAACCCACCAACCAUUUGCGGCGCCACUGCAGCACCGCCGCCAACUCCCUCCGCUCUUCCUUCCAGCAGCCACCUCUCCACAUCGGGUGCUGCUGACCUCCUAUCCGGCCUCCUACGCCGCCUGCCCCCGACCCUCUCCUUACCAACCCGCCACCGUCCGCCCACGGCCACUGCCUCCACCGCCGUAUCUCCUCUCCCCACUCUCUCCGUCAACGGCUACGGGAGCACUGACUUUACCUCAAAUCUCUCCUCCGCCUUUGAGCUCGGUUUCUUUGAACUCAAAGACCAUGGUAUCCGUGCCGAGCUCGCCCUCUCUGCGGAGUCCGACUCACUAGAGCUCUUUGACCUCCCACACGACCAGAGAGAAUCAUAUUUCCCCAGAAACUGGCCACUGGGGUACGAGCCCAGUGACGACGAGGACGGGUCCAGUGACUCGUUCUACCUUGACUCGCAGUGCUCGACCGAUCCAGUAGUCUCGGACUCGUCAUUAUCGCUACCAUCCCUCAAGGAGUUCACCCGUGACAUGGAGCAGGUCGGUCUCCAGGCCAUGGAGUGGCUUUUGAAACAUGCCGGGCUUGAUAAUCCGGCCGGAGAAGAUCCAAGCCGGUUGUGCUCUUUGUUGUGGGUUACUCGGGGGUCUUGCCUUGGCCAAGACGAUCAGAGCGCUUUGGUGCUGGUCGGGUCUUACCCGUUUGUAGUCGGUUUGAGUUACCAAAUCAGGUGCGGACAGAAGUACUUGCUGCGGGGUGAUUCUGGUCGGGUUUCGGUCGUGCCCGAGGUUGGCUCCAUUCUGGUUACGAUCGGCGAUCUUGCUCAGGUGUGGAGCAAUGGGAAGCUGAAGAAAGUGAGAGGCAGGCCCAUCCCGAUCCCAUGUACAGACAUCAAUGCCAACACUACGUCUACAGCAAUAACAAUGUCUCUGCUCAUCACGCUUCCUCUCGAGAGCACCGUCUGCCCUCUCACUGUCACUCCCGAAACAACCUCGACAGAUGCCGAAUGGGGAGGUGAAGUUGUCGAAGAGGAAGAGGAAGAUAACCGAGGAAAAGAGAGGUCGACCAAGAAGGUGGUGUUCAGUUCAUUCCCCUUUGAGGAUUACGCUUGGAGGGUCUACCAUGAAAGGCUGUCCUUCAAGGAUCCUCUCGACCGUUACCGGAUUUGAUUAUCAACUCUUAUAUAUGAUUCGAAACCCGGAUUUGUGUUGCAACAAUCAAGCACAGAGCAUGGAGAUGACACCGAAGUGGAAGACACUGUUGCCAACAUUAUUCGGUAAUUUCAAACGUGCUCGAUGUCAAAUCUGGAGAUACUUGGAAUUUUUCAUUUCUUUCUUUUUCUUACCAAUAUACUUGGAAUUGUAGUUUGUUUCUCCUGAUAUGAGAUUAUGGCACAAAAGGGAAGUUUGGGAAUUUCAA